GUUUUAUAUGAUAUGUUUAACAGACCAAAAAUGUAAAAAAAAGCUUGUGUUGCAAUUUGUUUGACGCUAAAUUUUACUUUAAUCGGACUAAUACGCGGUAUUCAGUCACAUACGAACGACAACUACAUUUGGACCACUUAUAGAACAUGAUUUCUUAAAAGUUACGCCCCUUUCUAUCAAUCGCGCCAUUUGCACCCAUUUAUCUUUGUACUUUUUUAACGUUUAAACCAUAUAAUUGCAAUAUAGAUCUAAACAAUGACGCUUUCAAGGGUUCUGACUGUUGUUUCUACUAAUUGGUUACGGGAACAGAUAGGUACCAAUGUUCAGAAAGAAGCUACAAGGAGACUAAGAAUUCUUGAUACAUCAUUUGUGAUGGACAGAUACGCUGAUACUUACAAUGAAGGAUAUAAAAAGGGUCAUAUACCUCAAUCAGUCCAUUUUGACUUGUUCGAAUGUACACCUGAAAUACCUGGUAUCAAAGUAGGAUUUCCUGAUGAAAACUGUUUUACAGAUUAUGUUCAGUCAUUAGGGGUGUGGCCCGACACACAUGUGGUAGCUUAUGAUAGAUAUGGCCCACUGUCUGCAUACAGGACUUGGUGGCAGUUUAGGGUGUUUGGUCACAGAAAUGUAUCAGUGUUAGAUGGGGGACUUAAAAAAUGGCUAGAUGAUGGAUUUGAAGUGUCAGAAGAGGAACCUGAAUAUGAGAGAUCUGAUUUUGUUGCAAAGUUUGACAAAACAUUGUUUCGUAAUUAUGAUGAAGUUCUUGAAAUCUUGAAGUCAAAGAAGGCACAGCUUGUAGAUGCUAGAGCUCUUAGCCAUCCAACUAUAGUAGAUGAGGAGACUGGAGGUGGUUAUAUAGCAGGCUCCAAACAUGUCAGCUUUCCAGAACUAUUCUCAGAAGACGGUACAAUCAAACCAGAUUCAGAACUUAAAGCAAUAUUUGACAGAGCUGGAGUAGAUCUAGGUCAUCCUAUAGUUGCUACAUGUUUCCGAGGUUUUACAGCAUGUGGGGUGGCAGCAGCUGCUCAGAUCCUCGGCAAGGAAAAUGUUCCCGUUUAUGCGGGAUCUUGGGAAGAAUUUAAUUUAAAAGGAUAUAAGGAAUAUAAAGGAAUAGUGCCAAAGAAGACGUAAUCCCAAGUGCUUAUAAUAUAUUACAUGUAUAUCAUGACUAUUUUUAUAAUCAAAAGCUAUUACAGGAAAGUGCUUUAACUGUGUUAAAUUGUCACAUAAGCCACACAGUUACGUUAGUAGUAAAUUUUUGAAUAACUUAAAGAUGUUUGUUUCUUUACAUAUACACAAUUUAUGCAGUAUAUAUUCUUAGUGUAUUGUUUUCAAGAAUAUCCUACGCACAUGAUUUAAAAAAGAUUAUCUAUUAUCAGGAUUAAAAAAAAAAAAAAUCAACAACAAAAGAAACAAAACAAUUGGGCCUGUAAUCUUAGUAUAAGUGUUAACUAGAUAACAUUUGGACAUGUAAGACAUAUUGUUUAUAUGUUGCUUGUCUUGUUGUUUGCAUGCAGCAUAAAUCAUCAUAAGACACAACAUACUCCAAGAUGAGAGUAUUGUUUUUACAUCAUACAAUUAGACCUUAGUUCUAAUGGAGCCUGAUCUUCAAGGUCAAAUUUUCAACACAUUUCAGCAUAGUAUCUUAAGUAUCAAAGAUUGAGGGCAUUUGUAUUUUUUUGCAUCCUUUUUUGAAAAGGUGAUUUGAUCAUUUGAUUUUAUUUAAUUUAAUAUAUUUUAGAUUAAUCCAAACUUCAAAUAUUCUUUUAAGCUAUGAAAGAUUAUUUAAAUCUUGUUAUUAUAUCUUCUACACGGUAACGAUUGUGUAGUUCAUGUAUUAAACAUAUUAGUUUAUAUAUAUUACAUGUCAGUUCAUGUAUUGUAUAUGUAAAUUCAUGUAUUUUCCGUGUUUAGAAUAGGUUUUCACAUUUUUUUUUAAAUGUUUACAUUAUUGGGUAUUCUGGAAAAAAUAUCAGAUUUUAAAAUAUGAAAAUAAUGCGUGAAAUAUGACAUUUACUAGACUGAAAUGAAAAGACAGUUUUAACAUGUGAAAUAAGUUUGAAGGAUUGUUAACACUUAUGCUGAUAGAUUAUGCAUAGUUACUGCAUCAGAAACUGUUUAGUUUCAGUACUUUAAUAUUGAAUAGUUUCAGUACAUUGAUAUUGAACUCCUUCAAAACCCAAAUGGAUUGUUCCAGAUUUUAAACAGGCCAUUACUGUUAAAUGACAGCUCUAAUCACUACUGUUUUGAUAGAUCAAAUUGGAUGAAUAUUUAUAUAUCUGUCACCAACAUUAAGAAUUUAGUCUAUUUUCUUUAGCUUUGCCACAUUCUCCUUCCAACUCUCCGAAAUUUUCGUUUUUACCUCACAUUCCCUUUAUGAUCUGUUCUUGGGCUGUGCAUGUUUGGAUGUCCUAGAUUUCUGGAUAUUAGUGCCAAAGUAUGUAUUUAUCUAUCAUGACUUUUUUAAUUAACAUGCAGUGUUAAUGUGAAAAUGUAAUUGACGGUUGAGAGCAUUUAUAAAUAAAAUAAUGUAAGAUUAUAGUGGAUACAUGUAUAAACAAAAUAGCUCAACACAUGUGGAGAUUGAAACCAAAGAUUUUGUUCCAUUUAAGCAUGUUUAUUUUAUCAUUUUUGCUGUUCAAUCAUGUCUUAUUUUUACAAGGCAUUGUAUGGAAGAUUAUUACUGUAUUGUUGUUUUGUUGUUUUGCAUCAUCUAUUUUAUUGUAUUUUAACAAUCUUUCAUGAUAGAGUAGCUGUUGAUUCAUAUUCAUCUUUGAAUUGAAAUGUUAAAAGGCUGAUUUAUGUGAGAAUAUUGACAAUCUAUUGAAAAGUGUAAGUUAUAGGGUCAAAAUUGAAACUGAAUAUUUAACUGCGCAAUAUAUGUAGCUUUAAAGUGCAUGCAUUUUUGUGUCGCCUCUACGCUACGGAGUAGUGGCGACAUAAAGGGAUCACUUCUCUGUCAUCCGUCUGUCUGUCCGUCUGUCACAAAACUUGUCCUUACUACUCCUCAUAAACUACUGGUGCAAUUUCAUCCAAACUUUACAGGAAUGAUCAGUAUUAAGUCUAGUUGUGCAUAUUGUCAGCAUUUUCCGGUUCAAUGAUUUUUGUAAGAGUUAUGGCCCUUUAAUAAUUUUUAUUUUUAAAGUUUGUUCGGACUACUUCUCGUAUACCACUAAUGCAAUUUCAAUGAAACUUUACAGGAUUAAUCUGUAGCUCAAGUCCUUGCGCAUAUUGCAGGGGUUUUUUGGUUGAAUGAUUUUUGGCCGAGUUUUGGCCCUUUGAUAAAAAGGUGUUUUUUCUGUGUGUUGAAAGAUACACAAAAGCUUGUCCAGACUACUCCUCAUAAAGUACUGGUGCAAUUUCAUCCAAACUUUACAGGAAUGAUCAGUACUAAAUUUAGUUGUGCAUAUUGUCAGCAUUUUAUGGUUCAAUGAUUUUUGUAAGAGUAAUGGCCCUUUAAUAAUUUUUAUUUUUAAUGUUUGUCCGGAAUACAUCUCUUAUAACACGAAUGCAAUUUCAAUGAAACUUAUUAAGAUUUAUCUGUAGCUCAAGUCUUUGUGCAUAUUUCACGGGUUUUCCAGGUGAAUGAUUUUUGGCCGAGUUAUGGCCCUUUGAUAAAAAGGUUUUUUUUUCUGUGUGUUGCCAGAUUCACAAAAGCCUGUCCGGACUACUCCUCAUAAAGUACUGGUGCAAUUUCAUCCAUCUUUACAGUAAUGAUCAGUACCAGGUCUAGUUGUGCAUAUUGUCAGCAUUUUCCGGUUCAAUGAUUUUUGUAAGAGUUAUGGCCCUUUAAUAAUUUUUUUUUUAAGUUUGUCCGGACUACUUCUCUUUUACCACUAAUGCAAUUUCAAUGAAACUUUACAGGAUUGAUCUGUAGCUCAAGUCAUUGUGCAUAUUUCACGGGUUUUCCGGUUGAAUGAUUUUUGGCCGAGUUAUGGCCCUUUGAUAAAAAGGUAUUUUUUUCUGUGUGUUGCCAGAUACACAAAAGCUUGUCCGGACUACUUCUCAUUAUCUACUGGUGCAAUUUUAUCCAAACUUUAUAGGAAUGAUCAGUACCAAGUCUAGACGGUCUGUCUGUCUGUCUGUCCCCACUACUCCUCAUAAACUACUGGGGCAAUUUCAUCCCAACUUUACAGGAAUUUAUGCCGCAACUACUCCGAUCACUUCUCCGUCUGUCACAAAACUUGUCCCAACAUGAAAUUGGCCAUCAUGAGGCGACACAUGUGAUCACUGAUCGCUCUUGUUAUAUUAAUAUAAAUACUAGUAUGAUAAAAAUAUAUUAGAUCAUGUUUUCAUUAGUGUUAGUAGUCAAUAUAUUGAGCAAAUGUUGGGAAAAUUGGCAUAAAAUAUUGAAUUCUUAGGGGAAUCACUGUUCAGUGUUGUUAACUUAAAGCAUUUUUGCAGAUGAAAUUUUACACUUCUUUGUAUGAAUUUUUUUAUUACGGUGCUUUCUAAAAUUUUAUAAUUUAAUUGAAAAUUUGUAUGUUUUAUAAAAAGAUACAAGACAAUUUGGUAAAAAAAUACAAAUGUGUAUUCAAAUAUUCAUGUAAGGAAAACCACGAUCUUUGAGGUGAAUGACAAGAUUCAUAUGUUGAUAAAAAGUUGACACAUUAUGCAAUUAGCCCCAAUAACUUGCCGUAGUAUUUAUUGUUCAUUGCUAAGGAUGUUCGUCCGUUACAAAUAAUGUACAUGUAGUAAAUGUAUAUGGUUUUAUUUUACAACUUUUUCCUAGCAGUCUAAAUUGUGCUUCAAUUUUACACAAAGUUGUCUGAGCUUUCUGACUCUCACUUGAGUUUAUGUCAAUAUAUUACAGUAAUUUAGAAUAUAAUGUAUAAAAUUUCAGAGUAUAAUUAUUUGGUAAAGUGUAUUAAAGGUGAGUUAUACAUUACCUUGUUAAAAAAAAGAAAAGAAAAAUAGAUAUGUAAUCUAGGGCCUUUUAUCUGUGAUAUUUUUAUAAACUGUGGGUUUAAGUUAUCAUGUUGG
Ruditapes philippinarum (Manila clam) is the source of this 4983-nucleotide messenger RNA. RefSeq names its product thiosulfate sulfurtransferase-like. The transcript has 8 exons. Gene Ontology annotation, biological process: transsulfuration. The record is from RefSeq and is a predicted model, not a curated record. Gene Ontology annotation, molecular function: thiosulfate-cyanide sulfurtransferase activity. The coding region runs from base 256 to 1131 and encodes 291 amino acids. Gene Ontology annotation, cellular component: mitochondrion. NCBI's taxonomy places the organism in Eukaryota, Metazoa, Mollusca, Bivalvia, Venerida, Veneridae.